Molecule: messenger RNA, 1368 nt
Organism: Spirodela intermedia
Lineage: Eukaryota; Viridiplantae; Streptophyta; Magnoliopsida; Alismatales; Araceae
Source: the annotation of a GenBank genome assembly
AUGCAAUAUGAAUUGAUAAUUCAAGAUAAAGGGUUACGACAUAAAUCAAAUACAGAUAUACGAGCUUAUGAGAGUAAACACACAAUAAGUUUAUAAAAUUGAAUGAUAAACAUGUGUUCUAAGAAAUACAUUUUGGUUAGAAUAGUGUGAGGAAACAAUUAGAUAUUUUAUAAAAUCUAUGCAAAUAUGAUUAAACGCCUCAUGAAUAUUAAAAGGAAUAACCCAUAACAUUAUCCAAGUCAUGAGCAUGUGCGUAUUAGGCUUUUCAUGGAAUAUACACACAUUCAUAUACUUCAAAUGUGUUUUUUAUCUCACAAUCUGAACAUCAAUGUAAACUAGCAUGGUUAUAUGAUUUUCUAAACACAUUUCCUUUUUUUUAAAAAAUAAGAUGGGCUCCCCCAAAAGAUUAUGUGCUUUAUUAAAUCAAGUGAACCACUAGUGGUAUUAGAGACAUUGAGAAAUUUUUAGAUAUGAACACAUCUAGCUACUUGUUAAAAAUAUUCAGAUCAUUGGUAAAGUUGAAGGGUGUCAUUAGAAAUUAGAGGAAAGUAGUUAUUUAAAGUUUGAGGUGCAAUCACUUGUUGAUGUAACUUAGGAAUUGAUAUCAAAUGAAGGAUGAUUUUUUUUUGACUAAUGUGGCCACACAAAGAUAUUUAAAGGCUUCAUAGUGCCUCACUAUUUAAUUUUUUCAUCAACUACAAUGCAGGCUAUUCUUAGAUGAUGGAGCCCAUUUAAGGUCUAACAUCAACCGGAGUAGAAGCAUAGACAACAUGAAUACCUAUUUAUGUUGGAGCUAGCCCAAUUACGAAAUUGAGCCCAUAUUUCUGUUUUUAAUUCUUUCUAACUUUUACCUCUUUCUAUUUUUAGUUAUUAUUAUUUUAUCCUCUUAUUUUUACCUCUUUCUAUUUCAAUAUUCCUUUUAUUAUUAGUUUCUUUCUAUGUUUAGAUAUUUACCAUUUUCAUUUCCACUUCUAUUCUUACUUCCUUUUUAUUUUCCUUCUAUUUUUAUUUUCAAAUUUUAUUUAAAAAUUAAAUUUAGGUGCCAAAUCAAAAUACUUCAACUUAUUUAAAGGCACCUCAUGUAGCUAGAGAUGUUUCAAUUUCAAUCGAUAAUUUUUUAUGAGUUUCUUCUUCUAUGAAGUAAUUUCCAUCUAUUGGUGGACUCUAGCUCCCCUAUGGACUCAAGGAAACCAUCUCUAUGAUUCUAUGGACUCAGCUCACAUCCUAUGUAGAUUCAAUAGAACUAUUUUGAUCCUUGUGGACUCAAGAUCAAACCCUUGUGGACUAAAGGGUCAAAGUUUCUUCAUAAUAUGGGGUCAAGGUGAAAAAUCUUCAUGUAAGUCAAGUCUUUUGUGGAUUCAAAGAUGA